This is a messenger RNA of Pungitius pungitius (ninespine stickleback), 2631 nucleotides long. It is a transcript of the gene fermt3b, whose product is annotated as FERM domain containing kindlin 3b. NCBI's taxonomy places the organism in Eukaryota, Metazoa, Chordata, Actinopteri, Perciformes, Gasterosteidae. Gene Ontology annotation, biological process: platelet aggregation; integrin activation; cell-matrix adhesion. Bases 280 to 2217 code for a protein of 645 amino acids. Gene Ontology annotation, cellular component: cell-substrate junction. The transcript is spliced from 15 exons. The record is from RefSeq and is a predicted model, not a curated record. Gene Ontology annotation, molecular function: integrin binding.
GGUGUGAGUUUUUCUGUGUGUGGUUUACACCACCUGUCACUCAAAAGCCCUUUUCACAUUUCCGCCUGACGGAAACUGACAAAAAAAGGAACAAGCCUUUUGACAGAAGUGACACAAGAGUGCCAGCACAGCUACACAGAACACAGCUCGAGAGAGAGAGAGGAGAAACUGCUGCACAUUCUCAUAGAAAACCAUUGUAACUUCUUCGGAGACCCGACAGAGGCACAGCGGUCCACCAAGCUUCCAUCUCACCAACCCUGACGACAUUCUUCAAUAAGCAUGGCGUCGUGGGACCUUUCAGUCACAGUGGAUGACCUGGGGUCUGACGCGCCGGCUGUCACUCUCAGCGUGGCCUCUGACCUACACGUCGGAGGGGUCAUCCUGAAGCUGGUGGAGAAGACACAGAUAAAACGUGACUGGUCUGACCAUGCAAUAUGGUGGGAGCAGAAGCAGCAGUGGCUGCUACGAACUGCCUGGACUCUGGAGAAAUAUGGCAUCCACGCAGACGCCCGGCUGCUGUUUAUGCCCCAACAUAAGCCCCUAAAACUGGGUCUGCCCAACGGGACUACACUGAGGCUCCGAGCCUGCUUCUCAAGGCCCGUCUUCCAGACAGUGAUGGGUAUCUGCCGAAUGCUGAAUAUCCGUCACCCCGAGGAGCUCUCGCUCCUUCGGCCAAUCGAGGAAAAAAAGAAGAAGAAAGAUAAAGACUCAGCUCAGGAGAUCUACGACCUCACCGAGGUGCCCCUUUCCUCGGCCUCCCGGCCCUUACUGUAUGAUGGCAUGCCUGCCCACUUUACCGACUCACCUGAGAUGGAGGCUGUCUACAAGAUGCUGUCGGUCACCCAGCCUCCUCCCGCCCCCGAGGUCAUAGCCAAGCAGUACCGCCCCGCCAGCGUGGUGGACAAGGCCCACAUCAACGGCAGGUGGUUGGACUCGUCCCGUUGUCUCAUGCAGCAGGGAAUCCAAGAAAAUGACAGAGUCUGGCUUCGCUUCAAAUACUUUUCCUUUUAUGACAUGGAUCCCAAGUAUGACGUUGUGCGUCUGACCCAGCUGUAUGAGCAGGCGCGCUGGGCCAUCCUGCUUGAGGACAUCGACUGCACCGAGGAGGAGAUGAUGUUGUUCGGAGCUCUCCAGUACCACAUCAGUAAGGUGUCUCAGUCAGAGCCCCAGAUGCAGAGCUCCAAUGCGGCCAUGGACGACCUGGAGACGGCCCUGCAGUCGCUGGAGGUCAAGCUGGAGGGAGAGAGCAGCUCUGCGUCUGAAAUGCUGGAAAACCUGACUGCACCAGAUCUCAACGACUACCUGAAGAUAUUCAGGCCAAAGAGGCUGACUCUAAAGGGAUACAAGCAGUACUGGUUCAAGUUUCAGAAUACCUCCAUCUCCUAUUUCAAGAGCAAAGAGGAGAGUAUUGGGGAGCCCAUUCAACAGAUUAACCUGAAAGGAUGUGAGGUGGCUCCGGACGUCAACGUGGCAGCGCAGAAGUUCCUAAUCAGACUCCUGAUCCCAGCGCCUGAGGGCAUGAACGAGGUCUAUCUGCGCUGUGAAAAUGAGCAGCAGUACGCUCAGUGGAUGGCUGCUUGUCGACUGGCCUCCAAAGGCAAGACUCUGGCCGACAGCAGUUUCCAGAGUGAGAUCCAGAGCAUCCGGACCUUCCUGGCAAUGCAAAAGAAGAGCUCCGGAUCCCAUGGCGACGCACCUACCAGUGAUGAAAGCAUCAAUACCCAUAGUCUGGUGUCGCCACGCUACCACAAGAAGUACAAAACCAAACAGCUGACCCCUCGCAUCUUGGACGCCUACCAGAACGUGGCUCAGCUCUCACUGACCGAUGCAGUGAUGCGCUUUCUGCAGAUCUGGCAAGCCCUGCCUGACUUUGGGCUCUCAUACGUGGUUGUCAGGUUUAAGGGCAGUCGAAAGGACGAGGUACUGGGCAUUGCACCCAACCGUCUGAUCCGCAUCGACCUCGCCGUGGGUGAUGUGAUAAAGACCUGGCGCUACAACAACAUGAAGCAGUGGAACGUCAACUGGGACAUACGACAGAUGGCCAUAGAGUUCGAAGGCAACAUCAACAUUGCUUUUGGCUGCGUGACUGCCGACUGCAAAAUCGUUCACGAGUUCAUCGGAGGUUACAUUUUCAUGUCCACGCGCAGCCGCGCAAAGAGCGACACGCUCAACGAGGAGCUUUUCCACAAGCUGACCGGUGGCCAUGAGGCUCUCUGAGACUAAAACACACAAAAGGGAAAAACAAAAAACAAAAGAAAACAUCACAUCUCCGGCUGUGUUUCGAUAAUGGAAAACAGGUGGAUGUUCCUUUCCGGCUACUACAAAAGCAUCACAAGUGUACAACAUGUGGACAAAACUAUAUAUUCUGCUUCCUGUGUAAUGUGUUACAACCCACCUGGUCAGUCCAGCCACGUUUUUAUAGAUAGCCUUUGUUCCACACACACACACACACACACACACACACCCACGGGUGAACCCUAUCAGUGAGUGGACCACAUCUUCAAACAGUUCAAGACUUCAGAGGUCCUCAUGCUGACUUCCCCUUUACUUCAUGAUGGAGCGCCGCUGGCACCAGGUGCUGGACUACAGGUCCUGGAUCAGUAGACUUGACACUCGAACUCACCGCACCGC